AAAUCCUUGUUCUUUCAGAUUAGUUGUAACUGUAAAAAAAAAACAGCUUGAAGAUUUAAACAUUAAAUGAAAAAAAUAUAACAACGUGAUAAUUUUGCAUAAUUAAAAUGCGAAUUAGAAUAAUUUUCUGAAUUAGGGGGAAAUGCAUUAGAUUUGAGGAAGUGAAAUAUGCAACCCUAACCCUCCCCUCCAUAGCAUUAUGGGGCAAUCAUCAAUUUGCAGUGCUUCCCCUUAAGGCCUAAUUCCGUCCAUAAUCCCAGAUGGAUGAAUAAAACCACUUUCCUUCAGCUGUCAAGGAAAUGCACAGGCUGCAGAGACAUUGUCACCUACAUUUUGAAGAAAACCUUGCUGCCAAGAUCCAGCCUGUGGGUUGCCAGUUGGACACUGCCCAGUUUCAGAAGGACAUGAGUUCAAGGUUUGGGAGAGGGACAAAGUGUUCAGUUAAUAAAAACCCAGGUGGAACUCAACUCCUGCUGUCAAGUUUAAUUAGUUAAAACAGAAUGUGGAGCAGACUGAACUGGAAUCACCAAGGGCAGCCUGACAAAGGAAUCCCUUCUUUCUGAAGACUCCCUGGGAGUUGGGUCUCUGGUGUGGCCUUGUGAACCGCCUGCCAUUUCUGCUGCUGUGGCGAGAUAAUGACAUGGACCUAGGAGCUCUUCAAAACAACUUCAACAGCACUUUGGACAAUGUUUAUGAGGAUGAUCUGGAAUCUAGCCAUACCAACACCCUUUCAAAUGGCAACCCUGUUUGCAACGGCGAGCAAGUCGAUCUUCUGACUGGGGGUGACGUGGUCAAACGUUCUCAGCCACUGUUCAUCCAAGCCAAUAGAAAACUGAAGGAGGAGGAGGAACCACGUGCCUUAUCCCUGCCCUCUAUCCCAAACCCUUUCCCGGAGCUCUGCAGCCCUUCAAACUCACCUAUCCUCAGCAGUCUGUCCCUGGGACCCGGAUCACCUCGAGAAGGUGGCUCUCAUGUGGUGAAAGUCUACAGUGAAGAUGGCACUUGCCGAUCAUUGGAAAUUACGGCAGGGACCACAGCUCGCCAUGUCUGUGAGAUGCUGGUACAGAAGACCCAUGCUUUGCAUGAUGAUUGCUGGUCCCUAGUAGAGGUCUAUCAGCACCUGGCUCUAGAGAGGUACCUGGAAGACCAUGAGUCUGUGGUGGAGGUUCAGGCCACGUGGCCUGUUGGGGGUGACAAUCGGUUUGUCUUUCGGAAGAACUACGCCAAGUAUGAGCUGUUCAAGAGCUCACCGCAAUCACUCUUCCCUGAAGUCAUGGUCUCCAGUUGCCAAGAUGCAGCCAACAAAGGCAUGUCCCACUCAGAACUCAUUCAGAAUGUUCUAAAUUCAGGAAGCUGCCCAGAAAUCCAAGGCUUCCUGCACUUAAAAGAAGUUGGGCGUAAAGUAUGGAAAAGGUUUUACUUCUCUCUUCGGCGCUCUGGGCUCUAUUACUCAACAAAAGGCAUGUCAAAAGAUCCAAGGCAUCUACAAUAUUGUGUUGACAUAAAUGAGUCCAAUGUCUACUACAUCACCCAAGGCAAAAAACAGUACAGCACCCCAACUGAGUUUGGCUUUUGUAUCAAGCCUCACAAAACACGCAGUGGGGCAAAAGGUCUGAAGCUCUUCUGCAGCGAAGAUGAGCAAAGUCGUGUGUGUUGGAUGGCUGCCUUCCGUCUCUUUAAGUAUGGCAUACAACUCUACAGGAACUACCAGAAAUGUCAGGCACGGCAAAGAGAACCACCAGCCUGGAUUGGCACAGCACCGCUGCGAAGUGUGUCAGAUAAUACUCUGGUGGCCAUGGACUUCUCUGGUUGCACAGGCCGAGUGAUUGAGAACCCCACCGAAGCACUGACAGUAGCUCUGGAAGAAGCUCAGGCAUGGAGGAAGAAGACCACUCACCGAUACAGCCUUCCCACCCAGUUCCAGAACUCUCCACUCAGUGCUGCCAUUCACAGAACCCAACCAUGGUUUCAUGGACACAUUUCUAGAGAAGACACCCAGCGCCUUAUAAUCCAGCAGGGGUUGGUGGAUGGGGUAUUCCUGGUGCGGGACAGCCAGCGAAAUCCCAAAGGCUUUGUCUUGUCACUCUGUCACUUGCAGAAGGUGAAGCACUAUCUCAUACUUCCGAGCGAGGAAGAGGGACGUCUCUACUACACCAUGGAUGAUGGGCAGACUCGUUUUGCUGACCUGAUCCAGUUGGUGGAGUUUCACCAGAUCAACCGUGGCAUUCUGCCUUGCAAGCUGAAGCACUACUGUACCUGUGUUGCCUUGUGAUAGGCCAUCUUCCCAUGCUCCACCCUCUGACCCACCACAGCCAGAUGAAGAAGCAGGCCUUAUUUGAACUCUGCACACCAGGAUCAACUCCAACCAUUCACCUGCUCUUGCUUCAAUCACACUUAUGGCAAGUGACCAAGGAAGGCCCUUGGUUGUUUGAAUCCUCCCAUUCAUCUACCCAGCAGGAAGCUUUGAUAAUCAGAGCAUGAUCUGAGGUCACUACAAUAACAAAUCUCUACAGAAGAGGGGACACUCCUCUAUUGGCCUGUGGCUUUCACCAUACGUAAAGAGGGAAACUACAUCCAUCUACCUGCUAAGUGCCCCUCUUCAUGGCAGGACUCUUUGUGCGCUCUGUUCCAGACUAGGUUUUGCCACCACAUUUAAGAGAUUUUGUCACUUCAGUACUUGUAUCCGUCUGCUCCCUAAUGUGAUUCCAGUGGUCCCAUAUAAUGGGAGUUGUUCUGCAGAGAUGUCAGGGUUUUCAUGUGUUGUUUCAAACUCCCAGUCAACUGAAGGAAGCAUUGGGACAUUUGCAAUCUUGGAUGUAUAUCUUGGGAACUGAUUCCUCUUUCCCACUGCUUUCUGCUCUCUUAAUCACAACUGCGUGCCUCCAGCUAGAGAUUUUCUGGUUGCUGCCACCUUUGUUAGACAAAGGGACUUUUUGAUUGUUUAGCCUCUCCUUUCUGGUGCCAAGCGUUACAGUUUAUUCAAGUGGGAAACUUCUAGUGUGGUUUGGGGCAGCAGACUGCAUGGGGAAUAGAUUGGGUCUCUAACUGGGAGGAAGGGACCCAGCCGCAUGUGGGAUAAUAGUUAGGCUUGGCAUUAAAAGCCACAACAACCGUUGCCUAAGUGAUGGCCAAAACCUGACCUGGAGCCUCUUAUAGGCCUACCAGAUCAGGGGAGACCAAUGGGUUUAUUAGCGGGGAAGAGUAACCUAGAAGGAUAUCUCAGGAUAGGAACUCUUAGGAACUCCUAGGAACUCUUCAGUCAUGGCAGCCCUAAGUGGCUUUCCGCAAGAAAAACCAACUGAGUACAGAUCUAAUGGUCCUUGUUUUCGGCCCUAGUGGUGCUAUUAAAUCUAAGCAAUUUUCAAAGAGGUAGCCGUGUUAGUCUGUUUCGAUAUGGAAAGAGGAGAGGAAAGAGGUUAAGGAGUCUUGUGGUGUCUUUAAGAUGAAGCAAUCUAUUACAGUACAGUGGUACCCCGGGAUACGAAUGCGCCGCCUUACGAAAUUUCCGGGUUACGAAAAAAAUCAAUAGGAAAAAACUGUUCCGGGUUACGAAGGUUUUUUCGGGUUACGAAAAAAAAUUU
Messenger RNA from Sceloporus undulatus (fence lizard), 3581 nucleotides. It is a transcript of the gene GRB7, whose product is annotated as growth factor receptor bound protein 7. Gene Ontology annotation, biological process: signal transduction. The record is from RefSeq and is a predicted model, not a curated record. The transcript has 15 exons. Bases 641 to 2272 code for a protein of 543 amino acids. NCBI's taxonomy places the organism in Eukaryota, Metazoa, Chordata, Lepidosauria, Squamata, Phrynosomatidae.